Microbotryum saponariae is the source of this 2738-nucleotide messenger RNA. NCBI's taxonomy places the organism in Eukaryota, Fungi, Basidiomycota, Microbotryomycetes, Microbotryales, Microbotryaceae. The record is from the annotation of a GenBank genome assembly.
AUGGCGUCUCCAACAAGUAAUGAAUCCUCCUCGUGGCAGCACGCCGCGUCCGCCUCUCGAGUCGUGAAUGGCAGUCUCUCCCCGUCUCACCAGUACUUGGCCUCGCUCUGGCCCGACUCGGACGCGGACGACCGUGAAGCCCUCUUGCACCCUUCGUCGAUCUCGUCCGCACCGUCUUCACCCACCCGCCUCAAGACUCAUCGUAAAACUCCGUCUGACUCCACGCAUACACGCAGUGGCUCGCUCGGCCUCCCUCGAGUCGCACCCGCAUCGCCCCAGGAAGAUCGCUUCCCCAGCCACCAGCGCGAAUCGGCAUCGUCGAGCAAGGCGGUUGCGCCGGUCUGGCACGCUGUGUUGACGUGGGCGAAGUCGAAGCGGCACUGGAGCCCCCAUCGGCCCAAACUAUGGUUCUUGUGCCUGUCGUUGGUCUUCUUCGCCGCUUUCGUAGUCGUCAACAUGAAGGCAGACUCGCGUGAGUAUAACUUGCACUGCUGCCGCCGGAAAGACCGUAGCGCGGCGUCGCCGAUGAUAUCCGGCGCGUCGAUCUGAGUUUCUUGGCCUGAACUCGAGUCUACCAUUCUCUUAGUAUGCUGAAGAGAAAUGAAGGGUGAACAUAAGCUGAUUGCAUGUUGAUCCCCCCCUUUGUAUCCAACAGUGCAGCGGUAUGCCCCCCUUCCGGAGCGUAUCGAGAUUACCCUGAAGCCGGCCGAUUCAAUAGUACCGCCUCCGUGAGCGAACCCGUGCAAAUCUAAACGGUGCUCUUCUUCCUCACCUCCUCUCUUGUUUUUGCCAUACGGUACAGAGAUUCAAACGAGCGCUUCCUGGGAUAUUUGCCACAUUCUGGAUUCCACAAUCAACGCAGUGCGCUUCAGAAUGCCUUGCUGCUGGCAAGAGCGUUGAAUCGGACGCUGUUGGUGCCACCUAUCGUAAGUAGCACAGAUCCAUCUGAGUUUUGGGCAACCCUGCUCAUCUUUUCUCCUGGUCGUGGUUGCCAAGUGGGUUGGAUGGCCUAUACCAACGCGUCAUUACGAAGAGCUGGUGAGUACCCAAGUUUUGACCGCUCGUUCACCGCGCUCAGCUAUGGCGCUCAGCUACGCCGGUCGCACAAGCUAAGAUGACCUCUUUCCUUUUAUGGCUCUCGACAGGCGAAGAUAUGGACAGACGUCAUGCUUGUAAACUCGGAAACAUUCGGCAUCGACUCGCUGGUCCCCGGUUCGGAACUGAACGAGCCAGGUGGCUACCCUUCCACUCUCGAAGACUUUCCUUUCCCGACCUCAAAAGCCGAUGAUCCUGAGCUGGUGGAGAAGGCGGCAGGGCGCCAAAAGGCCAUGGCAGAGAUGUGGGAGAGAAAGGGCUACCAGGUUCGAGCAGAUGGCUACCCGAUAACCAAUCUCACCAGCAAGGAAUGCAAGAGCUGUGAGUCUAGAAAGGCACGAUGAAGACCACCAUUUUACUGAUUGCUGCACCUCCCAUAGUCUCAGCAGAAUGUCGGCAUACCUACAAGGACACUUUUCUCGCUUGGAGCUCGCUGGUGGAUCUGACUGUGCUUCAAAAGGAGGUCAAAAUGCGAGAUCGGUGGGACAUGCGAGAGCGAGCCAUCGAAUCGAUGCUCAGUGUCACUAAAGACGAUAUCGUCAGUUUCCGCUGUCGCUGGUCAAACCCUGUCGUCUGGGCACAAUCUCUCUCAGUUUGCUAACCCAGCAAUUCUAUGACCUCCCUAGUACGUGCUCAAGGAUCGUCAAAACUACGAUUUUCAGUUCGUGGAGAAGGAGAACGAGGACGGUGCCCUCAUUCAUUUCACCGACGACCCCUCGACGCACUGGGCGCGCGUCGUCUCGAUCCCGGUCCUGCGCCGAAUGUCGCAACGCGUGCUCCUCGUCGGAUCCCUGUUCGGUCACGAUCGACUCCUUUCUGAAGACAGACAACAUGAUAUCGAAGAGAUGGAGCGGUAUGCGCGCUUACUGGCGUUCCGCACGCCCGAAAUCCUCAUUCCUGCCGACGACAUUUGCCGGCGGCUUGGCGGAGCGGGCACAUUCCUCGGCGUUCAUGCCCGAGUCGGCGACGGUACCUUUGCCAAGUACAGUAAGCGCAACAUGAAGUCCACGUGGGAAAAUCUUUUGGAAGGACUCGGCGUGGAGAAAGACGACGUCGACUCGCUGUGGCAGUCGCGGGGAUUUGAAGGAGCACCUGCAAAGCCGAUGCCCGCGCCGGUGGCCCAGCGAGGCGACAACCAAGCGGUUCAGUCAAGCUCGUCGCAACGGAAACACAGUGCCAGACGGCCGAAAAAGAGCAUUCCAGUUACGCCAAAGCAAGAUGACCAACCGCGCUUUAGACCCCGCGCGUUCCGUCUCGUCGAUCGCGAUGGCUCUGACAAGGCCGCGCUCGCAACCAAGCUCGAUCAUCUCACCUGUCGUUCACCACUACACGCCGCGCCGGAGCUCCUCAAAUUCAACAUCCCACUCUACCUUGCCACGGACUCACGUUCUCCCUUGGACGAUAUCAGUCUCUCGCCUUUCUUUCGCUUGUUCCCGUGCACGUUUAUCCUUUCCGAUUUCGAGGAACCUAACGAGCUGAAUAUGGGAAUGGCAGUGAGAAGUUUGGAUCGAUUCAAGCGCCUGAUUAAUGCGGCGGAUGGGCUACCUCUUAGGAGGUUCUUCACCCCCUUCCUCGAAGCCGUCGUCGCAGCCAAAGCAGGGGUUGUCAGGGGCACCCGUGGAAGCACUUUUUCAGGCAAGUGA